AGAGGCGAAUUACCCUAUGAUGUAACCAAUGAUCUGGAACUGCGCGCCUGCCUGACUCCGGAUGCCCACUACCCCCUUAUUGUUUCUAAUGGUUAUGUGACCACGGAUGACGAAGAAGACGAAGACGAUGAUGAUGGCGAAGAUAAGAAAGAUGAAGAGGCGAUUCCUGAUGGCGAAGGGACCAAUGAACAAACUUCCUCACUUUGCGUACUAGUGCAACUGCCUUUCACUGAUUUAGCCCCAUCUGUCUAUAAUCGUGAUGAGAGACUUGAGUUUUCCUCCGACCCUCUCAUCGACGCAGUUGCAGCCACAGCAAUCACAUCAUCCUUAAGUAAACCAACGCCCCCAAAAGUGCUUGAUGCUGAAGCAGUCUAG
Messenger RNA from Protopolystoma xenopodis, 375 nucleotides. The record is from the annotation of a GenBank genome assembly. NCBI's taxonomy places the organism in Eukaryota, Metazoa, Platyhelminthes, Monogenea, Polystomatidea, Polystomatidae.